AUGCCACAGCACGACCAACCGGACAAGAAGCCAAGGCUUCAGCACGCCGAUCUUUCCGAAUCUAAUCUUACCGAACAGGAAAAGCAACGCGAACGUCAAAGACGAUGGCUCGCCAACGAGAAGCGCGAUCCUGCUCGGGCGCAAGAGAUCAAGGAAAGGAACGCGGCCAACAAACGUGCAUGGAGAAAGCGAAAGAAGGAGGAAAAGGAGAAGGCCGACCAAACAGGCAACGCAGGCCCCGCCGAAGGACAAGGUCCUGCGAAGAAACAGCGUGUUUCCUCUCCCGAAACACAUGCUGAGGCGGGACCGUCCAACUCAGCCCCAGACGAUAUCCCUAUCAACCCAAUCCUCCUCAACCAGGAGGAAACCCUUCCUCAGGCGGGACCUUCUAACUCAGGCCCGGACCAUAUCCCUAUCGACCCACUUCUCCUCAACCAGGAGAUUGCCGCGCCUACUCCCACUCUCCCUCUAAUGCGCGAUGCUGAGGUGAUGACGGAUGCGCCGGAACCUUUCGUCAAUCUGCCCGUCGAAAUCAUCCCUGUACCUUCUUCGCCUACCUUCUCUACCCUUACCAAUCUCGACUCUCGCGACCGGGCGACUCCCAUUAUCGGCACUCAAGUACACGAAAAAUCAGACACCAUCGACUGGUCUGAUGGAUCCACGACGGUACUACCGUGCAUCAUGAGGGAUGGCGUCAAUAUAUGCCAAGAAGACGCCGACACAGUGGCUUUCUUUGCUUCUCUCCCGGAAUCGCUUCCAGAGACCUCUAAAAACGUCGUGCAUUUACAUUACAAGGACUGGCGCACAAAGAGCCGACAGUUGUGCGACGAGAUCUCUGCGGCGAUUCGGGUAAACAAAGCCGUCGUCAUUCGGAACAUAAGCACACCCGAACCUGCAACGUUGGAUCUAGACUACCUCGAAGAUCGCGGGAUGUCAGACUUAAUGCACGUCGUCAUACAUGACGCUGAACAACGUACCAAGGAUUUCACGUUUCCCCACCAGCAUGCAACUCUCGAAGAGUUCGUGAACAACAUACACGAUCCUAACAAGAUCCAGUGUAUUCUAGACGUUGGAUACGGACAAGGUGGUCUCCCGUCAGCUCUAAGCACUCUCGACAGCGGUAUCGUCAACGGAUGGAAUCAAACUACCGUUGACUGCCCCGUCGGUGAAAAGGUCCACCCGGAUAACUUCACCGUACACUCGUGGGCGUUGAUUCAUAGCCCCGCGUUUUGGACACAUCCGCACCACGACUCGGAUGGUAGCCUGACAUUCGUGCAAGUCGAAACAGGCGAAAAAAAAUGGGGCCUGUGGCGACACGUUCACGAGGACAUGCUCACACGGACCCACCUCUCCGAAAUAGCCCCCGAACUCACGGAUCUCUAUCAAAACCGCAAGAAAAUACAGGAGACUUGGCACGGAGAAAUUGUCACUCUCUUACCCGGUGACAUGCUUAUACAACCUCCAGGCCAAUUCCACGCGGUUUAUACACCAGUAACUUCGUUUGCCACCGGAGGGCAUUUCUACAACUACGAAACCAUGCAUCUAACGGAACUUUCUCGAUACAUAGACCACAAGCAAGGAAGGACCCUCACUAACCAAGUCCACGAGCAUUCUCUGGAAACUUUUCAGCGAAUGGUCAUUAACUUACCGCGCAUAUCGCGUCGUAUUAAGCUAUACAGCAGGCCUUUGAUUGCUCUUUGCAUCAUGGUCUUAGAUUGCAACAAAUAUGUUGCCGCCGGCACUGAAAAGCCGAAGUUCAAGACGAACACCACAAAGCCGGCGCAUGAUAUCGCCAACGCGAUCAUAAAGAACUUCUGGAAGGACCUCAAGAACGCAACUAGCGUGUAUCGCAAGAAGCAGAUACAUGGCAGCAAUAGCCAGACGCAUCCGGGUGAACCCAUUAGUAGAGAUGAACUGCUGAAUUGCUUGAAGCGCUUCACUGCGCUGUAG
This is a messenger RNA of Suillus plorans, 1950 nucleotides long. RefSeq lists its product as uncharacterized. The transcript has 5 exons. The record is from RefSeq and is a predicted model, not a curated record. The coding region runs from base 1 to 1950 and encodes 649 amino acids. NCBI's taxonomy places the organism in Eukaryota, Fungi, Basidiomycota, Agaricomycetes, Boletales, Suillaceae.